Messenger RNA from Paramecium sonneborni, 1473 nucleotides. The record is from the annotation of a GenBank genome assembly. Lineage: Eukaryota; Ciliophora; Oligohymenophorea; Peniculida; Parameciidae.
AUGAAAUAAAUACAGAAAAUUCUUAAAAAGGCAGAUUUUUUUGGAAUACCAUUCCUUUAAUAAAUAAAUUAGAAAGAAUCAAUCUACUAAAGUGCUAUAGGUGGAUUUGUAACCCUUUUAGUAUUUUGUUCAAGUUUAGCCUACACUAUUUGGGUUAUUUAUUAAUGGUAAACAAACUAAUUAAGUCCAAAAAUAUCAAACUCUGUACAUAUAUCAAAUUUUUCUCUUCUUGAUUUUAAUUAUGAUGUUGUUAAAUUAUAUUUUUGGAAAGUAGAUGAGACAUUUAUUGACCCAUUUGAAGAAAAAGUACUUUUGCCAAUUUUAUCUUAUACAACAACUAAUGGUACUUAAAUAACAGAAGUAAUAUAGUAUUCAGAUCGAGUAACAAAUGAAGGCAAUAAAUUUUUUAUACCCAAAAUCAAUUUUGGAACAGAAUAUAUAGAUGGAAAUGCAUUUACUACAUCUUAAAUGUAUAUUCAAAUAAUCAAGUGCAGACCUGAGUUACUUUAAUUUAAUGAAACAUGUGCAUCUGAAGAAACUUCAAAUAGAUUCUUCGAAUAACCACUUAAUGCAAUAGCUAUUUAGAUUACUUUCAAAUAAAUUAAUUCAAAAAAUGGAGAAAUUCAAAGUAGUGCAUAGGAAUUUUACUUUCAAAUUGAAUAACCCAAUUGCUAUACUUUGAAUGUAUUUCUUUAAAGUAAUUUUUAUGAUAUUCGUGAUUAUUUCCUAUUUGGACCAAGUAAAUAUAAAGAAUUUUUAAAUUCUGCAGUUAUAUAAUCUCAAACAAAUACUAUUAAUUAUUGUUAAAAAGCAUAUCAAGAGGAAGUUUAUGGAUUACUUUUUAUAGCUAUGUAAGCAAGUUAAGUUAAAACGAUAUAUGAGUAUCCUCAUGCAGGUGAUUUAUUAGCAAAUAUUGGUUCUAUAGUUUCUGUUCUUUUUAUGAUGAAAUAUCUAAUUAUUGUAUUAAACUAAUAUUUUCUAACUAAGACAGUCAUAAAUGAAAUCAUGAAAAUGUAUUAUCCUCAAUUAAAAUUUAUUAAGUUGCAAAAAAAUUGGAGAAGAAAAAUUGUUGGAGUUUAUUACAACAAAUUAGAAUUAGAUGUAAAAGAAUAUCUAAAAUUCUAUAAAUUAGCCUAAUAAUAGAUGAAACCAAAGUUAAGCUUUUUAAAUUUAUUAUAUGAAGUCUCUCGUAUAUAUUUUAUUCUCAGAUCAAUUAAAACUAGAGAUGAAUUUCGUAAAUGUCUUUCUAUUGGAGUUAAACUAAAUUUUCUUACACCAAAGGAAAGUCAACCUGAUUCUGGAUUAAAGUCAUAUUUUACUCAAAGAUUUGAUAAUGAUAAUUAAUUGUUAACUUAUGAAGAUGUUAGUAUAAUUUCUUUAUUUGAAUAAAAUCAAGUUUUUGUUAUCGAAAAAAUAAUUAAUGACUUAGAGACUUAAAAUCUUGAAUUUUAUGAAAUAAAUAAAGUUUUAUGA